Messenger RNA from Cricetulus griseus (Chinese hamster), 1303 nucleotides. The record is from RefSeq and is a predicted model, not a curated record. Lineage: Eukaryota; Metazoa; Chordata; Mammalia; Rodentia; Cricetidae.
UCGUCCCCCCUCCCACCUCCCCCCAUCUUAGUGCCUGAGCGGCUUGGCCAGAGCUGCUGCUACUGCAGCAAGAGGUAGGGCUGAGGCGUUGAGAAUUUCAUGGACAGGCGGUCGCACAAGAAAGACACACAGAGGUAGUGGUGUACACUAAGCCCUUGACAGCAAAUAGCAGGUGUCACACUAAUUAAAAGCAUCUACUGAGAGAGUAGGAGAAGAUGGCCACUCUGAACCAUACCAACUGUAAUACAGAGGCAUCAGCUGCCCCGGAGGAGGCAAAGACCUCUCGUUGCCCGCCGAGCCCCCAGACAGCCCAUGAGCCUCGUGACUUUGGUGGUUCCUUGCUUCUGCCAUUAGAAAAGGAGAUUCACUCAGAAGAUGAAGGUAUUGCAUCGGCUGGGGUUGGCUCAGGUUGUAACAAUAGAGGUCCUCGGACCCAGAGCCCACGGUGCUGUUCAGUGGAGGCAGUGCUGGCCCGAAAGAAGCACCGAAGGCGGCCAUCAAAGCGCAAGCGCCACUGGCGGCCUUACUUGGAGCUGAGCUGGGCUGAGAAGCAACAGCGAGAUGAGAGACAGAGCCAGAGGGCCUCCCGGGUCCGUGAGGAGAUGUUCGCCAAAGGCCAGCCCCUGGCACCCUACAACACCACCCAGUUCCUCAUGGAUGACCGUGACCUGGAGGAACCUAACUUGGAUGUGCUCCACGGGCUCUCCCACCCAGGCUCCAGUGGUGAGAAUGAAGCAGGGGACAGUGAUGGGCAGGGCCGAGCUCAUGGGGAAUUCCAGCAGAGGGACUUCUCUGAGGCUUAUGAGCGAUACCACACUGAGAGCCUUCAGGGCCGCAGCAAGCAGGAGCUGGUGCGAGACUACCUGGAUCUAGAGAGGCGGCUGUCACAGGCUGAGCAGGAAAGUCGGAGGCUCCAGCAGCUGCAGGGGCGCCCUAGCAGACAACCCUGUCAACAGGUGGAAGAGCUGGCUGCUGAGGUGGAGAGGCUCCGGACUGAAAACCAGAGGCUCCGGCAGGAGAACGAGAUGUGGAACCGAGACGGCAGCUGCUGUGACCAGGAGAAGCCAGCCACAGAAGGGAUCCCCAGGCCCAAGGAUGAGACCCCAUUCUGUGCCCAUGCAGGCCAGCUGGGUCACAAGGAGGCAGAUGACAGAUGAAAGCUGUUCCCCGCACCCCUCCCUCCACUGAGAACUGCUAAGACAAGGUCAGAGUUUCCCCUUGUCGUUCCCACCAUUUCCACGAUUGGGUCUUUGAUGUCAUCUAACUUUUUACAGAGGAAUUAAAUGGCCUUGUGAGAACCAGU